Messenger RNA from Drosophila busckii, 853 nucleotides. RefSeq names its product protein lin-37 homolog (gene mip40). Gene Ontology annotation, biological process: negative regulation of transcription by RNA polymerase II. Bases 78 to 845 code for a protein of 255 amino acids. The transcript has a single exon. Gene Ontology annotation, cellular component: transcription repressor complex; Myb complex. The record is from RefSeq and is a predicted model, not a curated record. NCBI's taxonomy places the organism in Eukaryota, Metazoa, Arthropoda, Insecta, Diptera, Drosophilidae.
UUUUGACAUUCACAGCGACGACAAUUUGAAAUUUUCAACAUUUUCAAUAAACAAAUAUUUGCUUGUAAAAACACAACAUGAAAGUUACGCCAAAGAAAACACAGCGUAGUGCUAGCGGCGACUCAGAUGCACCUUUGCCCAUGCUGCAAAUGGACGAUGAUGUGGAGUCUGAGUUACCCAUAAGAGGGCGGCCAUCCAAAAAAUUGCUCUUACAAAAGCAACAACAGCGCUCCCAGUUCAAUGUGAAGUUACAAACGGAGACGAAGUCAGCGAAUGCAGCGACAGCUUCACGAGAAGUGACGGGAAGCGGAUCAGGACGCAGUAAGGCCAAGCGUUCGCUUUACAAAAAGCAUGGCGGCGGCUCCAACAGCAGUAACUCAUCACAGAAGGGACAUAGCGAAUCGUAUGUGAUGCGAUUGUUUGAGCGCAGUUUGGAUUUGUCCAAGUACAAAGAAAUGACACCACUGUAUCCCAUUUGUCGUGCCUGGAUGGCCAACCAGCCAAGAAAUCCGAACGUAGCAAUGUUCAAUACAGAUGGCAGCCUUCCCAGUGUUAAACGUGAGGAUAACGCCGAUGAAGUGCUGGCCAAGUUGCUAAGCGGUGAACUUAAAGUGCUAAAGCAGCUGCCGCAGCCACGUAAGACAGAGCUGCCACUGAUACCGCCACGCCUCUCAAUCGCAGAAGACAGCAGCCUAAAGGACGCGGACAAGGAUAAGCUGCUGGCGGAAAAUAUGAGUCGCUGGAAGCAGAUGCGAAGCCAUUGGAUAAAGCAUACGCAAGCAUAUGAGCGGGAGCGCUACGAAGUUAUUGACCAGAUUAUGGAUGCAGUUUGCAAACGGGAAUAAUAAUAAAA